AUGGCUGUCACUCACGUCAUUUUCGAUUUGGAUGGCCUUCUCAUUGAUACUGAAUCUUGCUAUACAAUUGCCAAUCAGACUCUGCUUCGGAAGUAUGGUCGCGAGUAUACACUAGAGUUGAAUGCUAAGAUGAUGGGAAGGAAAGAGGAUGAAGCGUUCGCGUGGCUUUUGAAAGAGGUUGGCAUUGAUGAUAAAGUCACUGUCAAGGAUUAUUUGGCCGAAUAUGACGCCAUGUUGGACGGCAUGUUCCUCAAAUGCAGGGCAUUACCUGGAGCGGAACGAUUAGUUCGACAUCUCUCCAAAAAAGAUGUUCGUUUCAAUUUGUUCGGGUUUCUCGAGAUCGAUGUUUGCGCGCUCAAACACGUGAAGCCACACAAGAUUGUGUUUUGUUGGGGCCAGAAAUCAAGAGGAGGGAAACCACAGUCCGGAGACCUAAUCUGGGCCACGAUGAAUAGGUUCCCAGUGAAACCUAAGUCCCCUUCAGAUGUGCUUGUGUUCGAGGAUGCACCAAACGGAGGUAGAGCAGCAAAGGCAGCUGGUAUGAAAUGUGUCAUGGUGCCUGCCGAGAGCCAUCGGCAAGAAGCGCUUCAGAUCGGGUAG
Molecule: messenger RNA, 600 nt
Organism: Cooperia oncophora
Lineage: Eukaryota; Metazoa; Nematoda; Chromadorea; Rhabditida; Trichostrongylidae
Source: the annotation of a GenBank genome assembly